Molecule: messenger RNA, 2671 nt
Organism: Spodoptera litura
Lineage: Eukaryota; Metazoa; Arthropoda; Insecta; Lepidoptera; Noctuidae
Gene: Vdup1
Product: arrestin family protein Vdup1
Biological process (GO): protein transport
Cellular component (GO): cytoplasm
Source: RefSeq, a predicted model, not a curated record
GUUCUGACAAUGACUUAAAACAGUUUACAAUAUUUAAAAGGUUAAAUGAAAAUGAACCUCAAUGAACGUAACGUAACUUAAACUUCAGAAACAAUGAGGAAACUACGGAAUGUCAAAUCAAACUUAAACUUCAAAGUUUCCAAAAAAGUUUUGUAACUUUAGAUUUGUUUUUAUUUUACUUCGUACAAUACAUGUAGUAAUUAAAAUAUAGUGGAUUCAUGAAAUAAUAAGUGCCUUGAUUAAUUUAAAAGUGAAUUUCAUUCAUAAUCUUCUUUAUCAAAUUGUUCAAGGUGUUAGGUAAUCAAGUGCUGAAGUGAUCCAAAAUGCCGCGCAAAUUGCUCAAGUUCCUCAUAGUAUUUGAUAACACUUCAUUGUUAUAUUUUCCGGGACAAUUCUUGUCUGGGAAAGUGUUAAUGGAACUGCAAGAUGACACACCUGUGUUAGGUCUCCACUUCCAUGUCAUUGGUGAGGGUGUGGUGCGAGUUGGGUCAGGCAGGCAUGAGAGACUGUUUGACAAAGAAAAUUACAUAGACUUCAGGAUGAGACUACUUGGAGAACCAGGUCACAGCACAUCAGUUCUAUCGCCUGGUAUACACAGCUUCCCAUUCAAGCUGGGCCUGCCAAUGGGCUUACCCUCCACAUUCCUCGGCACUCACGGCUGGGUCCAGUACUACUGCAAGGCAGCUCUCAGGGAACCCAACGGUCUGACACACAAGAAUCAACAAGUCUUCAUUGUGAUGAACCCUAUUGAUCUUAAUUUGGAACCACCGGUUUUAUCUCAACAGUUCGAAUGCAGCGUAGAACACAGACUAGGUGUCGGGUGUGUGGGCGGGGGCACGGUGUCCUGCGCCGUGUCACUAGACCGCGGGGCCUACGUACCCGGGGAGAGCAUCAUGCUCACUGCCACACUGGUGAACAACUCUAGGACUACCAUCAAAGCUACUAGGGCAGCUCUUACUGAGACCAUCCAGUACUCAGCUCACGGCAAAGUAGCCGCGAAGGAGGUUCGUGAACUAGCAUCACUGUCGCACGGUAAGACCCGAGCUGGUGACAGUGACGUGUGGCGCCAUGAGCUCCUCUACGUACCGCCGCUGCCUCCCACUAACUUGCGUGGCUGCCAUCUCAUCUCGGUGCAGUAUGAUGUCUUCUUCAUAAUCGAGCCGAAGAGUUUGGAGAAGGAAGUGAAGUUGCAGCUUCCGAUCCUGAUAGGUACGUAUCCGUUCCGCGAGGAAUCAGACGAGCCGCAGCCUCCCACGCACUACCCCAGCACGCUGCCCAUCUUCCGCGCCUGGCUACACGACAAGCCCGCACACUGACAUACAAACAAACAGACAAUUUAUUGACACGCAGUACUGACAGUUACUUUUAAUAAUAGCGUUAACCCCUUCGUAUUUUAAUCAUAAGCGUAUCGUUACGUUCAGACUAUCAAAAUGGUAAUUAACACAGUUAUAAAAGACGUGUCUCAAUUUGUGUUAGCGUAUUACAAUACGCUUACGAUACGACGUCGUAUGCGAAAGGGUUUAUUGUCUAAUUUUGCAUUAAUUGUUUAGCAAUGUAUGGCAACACUGUAGCUUGUACAAUGUACAUGUUGUGGACUCUUCAUUGUACUGUAUAUCGAGUCAGAAUGAAUUUAUGAAUUAUGUAACUGAGAUAUAAAUCGAAAAAAAAAGAACACAGAGACUAAUUCAGAACCUCCUCCUUUUUUGGGGAGUCGGUUAAAAAAGAAUCUCUUACGAAUCUCAAAUACUGAUGCAAAUGAUUAAAACAAAAUAAUUGUUAAAAAAAAAUAAGUUUUACAAAAUUGUUGCAAAAUCAUAAUAAUAUAUUAAAAUUGUAUAUUAUAUCGAUGGCUCAUUCGUAAACGAAAUAGCCGACGCGAAGCGAAUACGACUAUAGUAAGUAAAGGACUACAUAAAUCUAUAGAUAUUAAAACCUUGGGCUUGGUAAGAUACUGCUGUAUGUACUUUGUUUUCGUUUCAUUCUCCAUAUAUAAAAAUCCUAGUAUGUAGGUAUUUUGUUAUUAUUAUAAUAAUAAUUAAUGGAGGCGAAACUAAAACGACGUGUGUUAAGUUCAAUCGAGCCCUGAGUUGUGGUAAAAUUUGUGUGACCAAUCUAGGGGUAUGAAGUUCAGCUACAAAAAUAAUAGCUGUUUUAUAAAUAAAAAAUGUUGUUACAUGGAAUUAAUACCUAUUUUAUUAGAUAGUAAUAAUUAUGAAAUUUUUAUACUACUACUGAUAGUACUUAUCCAAAAUUAUACACUGCCGUAAUUGUAAGAUUUAUAAUUAUAUUAAUAUUUUCUUAACAGCCUAUUAUGGACAAUUUUUGUGCAAAAAGCACAUUCAAUGAUUUGUUGUAAAAAAUGUUGUUUUUUAAAAUUAUAUUCGACUCUAAUGUAAUAAUUUCUAGUGCCAUUUAAUGAGUUUAACUUCAAUUUAAUUAUUAUGUCUUAUUUGUGGAUAUUUCCCAUUACCUAUCGAUGGAUUUGGAUUCUAGAGUCCGAGUUUCGUAGUUUUAUAUAUGAAAAAUGGCCAAUAAAGACGAAUCAGUUAUGAAGUAUUAAUUCCUAAUUAUUAUGUAACGUAUUACAUACUAAAUUAAUUAUUAUGUUUUCGGCUUACUCACGUAAAUGUUUGACGAGGAACUCGACUAGUUUCAAGCCAUGCUAGAGGCU